Molecule: messenger RNA, 2802 nt
Organism: Mastomys coucha (southern multimammate mouse)
Lineage: Eukaryota; Metazoa; Chordata; Mammalia; Rodentia; Muridae
Gene: Sack1e
Product: family with sequence similarity 83 member E
Exons: 5
Coding region: 949-2391 (480 amino acids)
Source: RefSeq, a predicted model, not a curated record
AGGGAAGCUUCUAAGCUGGCCCUCAGCCUCAGACCCGGUGGGGCCUGGGGUCUGUAGAUGGGGGAGGCCUGGCCUUGUUCCAGCUCCUCUGCCUCAUGUGGUGCCAGCUGGCUGGAACCUACUUCAGCUUCACGGGUACAUGGUUCCUGUCCAGGAAGUAGAGUUACAGCCAGGAGACUGAGGCUGGUAAGAAACCCAGGCUAGGCUCUUCAUCAAUCAGAGAUUCUGUGGCUGCUAAUGUCUCAGAAGCUCACAGCCAAGGCAGACUUCAAUAUCUUGAAGAUCCUCACUGAAGGAGACUGGCAAGUCCCUGGUGGGGAGUUGUGGCGGGGCAGGGGAUAGAUUACUCCUGUCUUUAUGACAGGCAGAACAGGGAGAUAUAUUACUAGCCUGUGGGAGCUGGGUGGUGGGCAAGAAAGUUUACUCAGACUCAGAAACUGGCUCUACUAAGUGCUGAGGUUAUCUCCUGUGUAGCAAUGAAAGAGAGGAAAGAGUGGGUCAGAUACCACAGAUAAGCCAAACUGGCCGGCAAUUGAACCAUUGGUUACAAGCAGUAGGGUGACCAAGGACAGCAGCCACUUACCAGAAAAUGGUUAGGCUGGUAGCCAGACCUGUCAGGGCAGGCAGGUCAUCCUGACAGGCCUGGAGCGGCCAAGAGCCACCUAAAGCUGCUGUGGCUCCCAGUUGGAGGUGGUCCUGUGGUUUGGCAGAGUGAGAAUGGGAGAGAUGGCUGACUGGAAGGUAGUAGGCACAUGUGAUCAGAUCCAUGGCGUAAGGGUAUGGAUAGUCUGUAGGGACUGAGUCGGGGCAGCUUCAGGGAGCUGUGUGGAUGUUUGCAGACCUACCCUGGGGGCUUUGGGUGGCUGCAUAAUAUCACAGGACCCCAGAUGGUCAGUCUCCAAAAGCCAUCUAGACCCUCCUGGCCUCUUAAGUUCUUGUGUGGCUCGAAUGGCAGCCUCCCAGUUGGCCGCACUGGAAGGAGAGGAGUUGGGGGCUGGCGAGCCAGCCCUGAUCAAAGCCAGCCCUGCCGUCUUGUAUUCUGAGGGCCAGCGGCUGGCACUCGAAACACUGCUGAGUGGUGGCGAGGAAGCUUUCUGGGCCUGUGUGCAGCAGGAGAGGCUGCCCCCCUUUCUGAGUGCAAAUGAGGCUCAGGCCCUGGCUACAGCUGCUGAAGACUGGAUAGUACCAAGCCAGGAGCCUGGUGCCGCAGGCACAGGAACAGCCACCACUGAUGGGGACAUGGGCAGCCUGACCUACUGGCCCAGGCAGUCUGAGGAACCAGCACCCCUGCUGCGGCUGGGCUGGCCUGAAGACACUGCCUGGAAGGGCAUCACCCGGGCGCAACUCUACACCCAACCACCAGGCGAGGGCCAACCACCCAUUAAAGAGUUGGUACACCAGGAAAUCCAGGCUGCUCGUAAGCUGGUGGCUGUAGUCAUGGACAUUUUCACUGAUCCUGACUUGCUCAGAGCCAUGGUGGAUGCUGCUACACGCCGAUGGAUUCCUGUCUAUUUACUGCUUGACCACCAGCAUCUGCCUGCCUUCCUGGCAUUAGCCCAGCAGUUAGGGGUGAACCUGUGGACCACUGAGAACCUGGAUAUCCGGAUCGUGCAGGGCCACACCUUCCAGAGCCGCAGGCGACGGCAGGUGAGCGGCCAUGUGCGGGAGAAGUUCCUGCUGCUGGACGGUGACAGGGUCAUCUCGGGAUCCUACAGCUUCACAUGGAGUGACUCACGCCUGCACCGGGGCCUGGUGACCUUGCUCACUGGAGAAAUUGCAGAUGCCUUCAGCCAGGAGUUCCGUGUCCUGUACGCAGCCUCCAGACCGCUCCCGCCAGCUCCAGCUCGAAGCCCUUUGUUCAGUCCUCCUGAGGGCCCACAGCUGCCCCGAAGUCCACACCGUGUGGCCCUGCGCUGUCCUGUAGCCCCUGUGGCCCCAUUGCUGUCUGAUGGGCCUUUGGCUCACCGCCUGGCUGCCUGUCACAUCCUUGAGCGGGACAGACGAGAGACCCCCACCACAGGGCCAGCUCUCAGUGACAUCUUGAGGAGUGUACAGCGCACCAGGACAGCCAGUGGUCCCCCAACCCGACCCAGCCGCUCCCUAUGGGACCUUAGCCGCCUGUCCCAGCUCUCUGGCUCCAGUGAUGGUGAAAGUGAGCCCAAGAAGUCCUGGGUCUCCAAGGACACUCCAGCCAGGGCCCUGAUGAGGCAGCGGGGCACUGGAGGUGGGCCCAGAGCUGAGAUGGAUUCCCGGUCACAGCCCUGGGGUGGUCCCCUACCCUCAAUUUCAGCCCGCCGCCUGCGUUACCUAUCCCCAGCACAAAGGAGACUGGGGGACAAUGCCACCUCAUCAGACUGGGCCUCUGGCUCAGGCUCUGGAAGGCGACGCUGACAGGAGCCCUGGCCAGAUGUGGCUGGCCAGCCAUGGGUCUAGUUUAGAGCCCCAACCAGACACUGGCUGUGUCUGAGGCCUCUAGUCUAGGAUCUUGGCAGCAGAAGGGAUUGGUCUUAAUUGUUCUAGAAUUGGAUGAGCUCACUAGAGCUAAGGGCUCAGUGUUGCCAUCUGGGAAACGGGCAGAGGAUUCCCAAGCAGCAGACAGGACUGCUGCAGAGACAGGCUCAGUUGCCUCACCAUGUACUGUAUAAAGAGAUAGUGGGACAACCCCAUGACAGAGAAGAUAUGGAUAAAGUUGAGUCCAGGAAAGGAGAAUUAUGGGGAAAGAGGUUAAGGGGGGAUGGGCAAAGCUGAAAAAAAAAAAAAAACAAAGGUCUGGAAAGUACUGGGGAUAAUAAGACACUGGAA